GCCUCUCGCUCCAGCUUGAGGUCGGUUAGGGCCUCACCGUCCUGCUUCCACCCGUCAGGGAGGCCUCGGUGAUUCGGGCACAGCUUCAGCCUCCGUUGCUGUGUGACUUGCGCUUAUUGGAUGAUUCGUAGCUGAGACUCCGCGACACCCCUGAAGUGGGGAAAUGGAACACUUAACAUUCAGGGAUGUGGCCAUAGAAUUCUCUCCAGAAGAGUGGAAAUGCCUGGAUCCUGCACAACAGAAUUUAUAUAGAGAUGUGAUGUUGGAGAACUACAGAAACCUGGUCUCCCUGGGUGUUGCUAUCUCUAACCCAGACCUGGUCACCUUUCUGGAGCAAAGAAAGGAGCCCUACAAUGUGAAGAUACAUGAGACAGUAGCCAAACACCCAGCUAUGUGUUCUCAUUUCACCCAAGACUUUUUGCCAGUGCAGGAGAUAGAAGAUUCAUUCCACAAACUUAUAUUGAGAAGAUAUGAGAAAUGUGGACAUGAGAAUUUACAAUUAAGAAAAGGCUGUAAAAGGAAGGUGCAGAAAGCAGGUUAUAAUGAAUUUAGUCAAUGCUUGUCAACUACCCAGAGCAAAAUAUUUCAGUGUAAUGCACAUGUCAUAGUGUUUAGUAAAUUUUCAAAUUCAAACCAACAUAAGACAAGACAUACUGGAGAGAAACACUUUAAAGAAUGUGGCAAGUCAUCUCAGAAGUUCUCAGACCUAACUCAGCAUAAAGGAAUUCAUGCUGGAGAGAAACCCUACACAUGUGAAGAAUGUGGCAAAGACUUUAAAUGGUAUUUAGUCUUUAAUGAAUAUAAGAUAAUUCAUAGUAGAGAGAAACGCUUCAUAUGUGAAGAAUGUGGCAACAUCUUUACCACAUUCUCAAACUUUGCUAAACAUAAAGUUCAUACUGAAGAGAAAUCUUUCAAAUAUGAAGAAUGUGGCAAAGCCUUUAAUAGGUCCUCAACCCUUACUAAGCAUAAGAGAAUUCAUGCUGAAGAGAAACCCUUCACAUGUGAAGAAUGUGGCAAAAUCAUUACCUCAUCCUCAAACGUUGCCAAACAUAAGAAAAUUCAUACCAGAGAGAAACUCUACAAAUGCCAGGAAUGUGGCAAAGCCUUUAAUAGGUCCACAACCCUUACUAAACAUAAGAGAAUUCAUACUGGAGAGAAACCCUACACAUGUGAAGAAUGUGGCAAAGCCUUUAGUAGGUCCUCAGUUCUCAAUGAACAUAAGAGAAUUCAUACUGGAGAGAAGCCCUACAAAUGUGAACAAUGUGGCAAAGCCUUUAGACAAUCCGCAACCCUUAAUAAACAUAACAGAAUUCACACUGGAGAGAAACCCUACCCAUGUGAAGAAUGUGGAAAAGCCUUUAGUCGGUUCACUACCCUGAAUGAACAUAAGAGAAUUCAUACUGGAGAGAAGCCCCACAAAUGUGAAGAGUGUGGCAAAGCCUUUAUAUGGUCCACAGACCUGAAUAAACAUAAGAUAAUUCAUACUGGAGAGAAACCUUACAAAUGUGAAGAGUGUGGCAAAGCCUUUGGAUGGUCCGCAUACCUGAGUAAACAUAAGAAAAUUCAUACUGGAGAGAAACCUUAUAAAUGUGAAAAGUGUGGCAAAGCCUUUAUAUGUUCCAGAGCCCUGAAUAAACAUAAGACAAUUCAUACUGGAGAGAAACCUUACAAAUGUGAAGAGUGUGGCAAAGCCUUUGGAUGGUCCACAUACCUGAGUAAACAUAAGAAAAUUCAUACUGGACAGAAACCUUAUAAAUGCGAAGAGUGUGGCAAAGCCUUUAGACGUUCCAGAGUCCUGAAUAAACGUAAGAUAAUUCAUACUGGAGAUAAAACCCCCAAAUGUAAAGGAUGUGGUAAAGCCUUUAAGCGGCCCUUAUAUCUUAAUCAACAUAAUAAAAUUUUUACUGGAGAGAAACUCUAGAAAUAUGAAGAAUGUGGCAAAGCCUUUGAAUGAUCCACAAACCUGAAUGAACAUAAGAACAUUUAUACUGGAAAUAAACUCUAUAAAUGUGAAAAAUGUGGCAAAGCUUUUGGAUGGUCCACAAUCCUGAAUGAAAAUAAGAGAAUUCAUACUGGAGAAAAACCCUACAAAUGUAAAGAAUGUGGGAAAACCUUCAAACAGUCCUCAUACCUGAAUCAACAUAAGAAAAUUCAUGCUGGAGAGCAACCCUACAAAUGUGAAGAAUGUGGCAAAGCUUUUGGAUGGUCCACAACCCUGAAUGAACAUAAGAAAAUUCAUAUGGGAGACAAACCCUACAAAUGCAAAGAAUGUGGGAAAGCCUAUAAACAGCCCUCAUCCAUGAAUAAACAUGAGAAAAUUCAUAAUGGAGAGAACCCCUACAAAUGU
Molecule: messenger RNA, 2347 nt
Organism: Rhinopithecus roxellana (golden snub-nosed monkey)
Lineage: Eukaryota; Metazoa; Chordata; Mammalia; Primates; Cercopithecidae
Gene: ZNF732
Product: zinc finger protein 732
Exons: 4
Coding region: 164-1921 (585 amino acids)
Biological process (GO): negative regulation of transcription by RNA polymerase II
Molecular function (GO): DNA-binding transcription repressor activity, RNA polymerase II-specific
Source: RefSeq, a predicted model, not a curated record